AGGACCCUGCUGUUGAAACAGCAGAGGAAGCUAAGGAACCAGCAGAAACAGACAUCAAUGAACUUUGUAAGGACAUGUUCAGCAAAAUGGCCACUUACUUAACAGGUGAACUGACAGCCACCAGUGAGGACUACAAACUCUUGGAAAACAUGAACAAGCUGACUAGCUUGAAGUACCUGGAAAUGAAAGAUAUUGCUAUAAACAUCAGUAGAAAUCUGAAGGAUUUAAAUCAAAAAU
Messenger RNA from Tinamus guttatus (white-throated tinamou), 237 nucleotides. The record is from RefSeq and is a predicted model, not a curated record. NCBI's taxonomy places the organism in Eukaryota, Metazoa, Chordata, Aves, Tinamiformes, Tinamidae.